This is a messenger RNA of Micropterus salmoides (largemouth bass), 1776 nucleotides long. Its product is annotated as pyruvate dehydrogenase (acetyl-transferring) kinase isozyme 3, mitochondrial-like. Lineage: Eukaryota; Metazoa; Chordata; Actinopteri; Centrarchiformes; Centrarchidae. Gene Ontology annotation, cellular component: mitochondrion. Gene Ontology annotation, biological process: protein phosphorylation; regulation of glucose metabolic process. Gene Ontology annotation, molecular function: pyruvate dehydrogenase (acetyl-transferring) kinase activity. The transcript is spliced from 11 exons. The record is from RefSeq and is a predicted model, not a curated record. Bases 58 to 1149 code for a protein of 363 amino acids.
AAUACUUCAUCAUUUUCCCUUUCAGGCAGGGACAAUGCUUGUGAGAAAACAUCCUAUAUGUUCCUGCGUAAGGAGCUGCCGGUGCGCCUGGCCAACACCAUGAGGGAGGUCAAUCUCCUACCUGAUAACCUGCUCAGCCAACCCUCCGUCAGACUGGUGCAGAAAUGGUAUAUGCAGAGCUUUGUGGAGCUGCUUGAUUAUGAGAACAGAAAGCCAGAGGACCGUCACGUACUCAAUGAUUUCCUGGAGCUCUUGAUUGAGAUCCGUAACCGUCACAACGACGUGGUUCCCACCAUGGCCCAGGGAGUCAUAGAGUACAAGGAGAAGUUUGGCUUUGACCCCUUUAUCAGCAGCAACAUCCAGUAUUUCCUCGACCGCUUCUACACCAACCGCAUCUCUUUCCGGAUGCUUAUCAACCAGCACACUCUCCUGUUUGGUAACGACAUCAACCCGGCCCAUCCAAAACACAUAGGCAGUAUUGAUCCCACCUGCAGUGUGGCUGAAGUCGUCAGUGAUGCCUAUGACACGGCCAAAAUGCUGUGUGAGAAGUACUACUUGGCUGCUCCUGAGCUCAAGAUUGAAGAGUUCAACAUGAAGGCCCCUAAAAAGCCCAUCCAGGCGGUGUAUGUGCCCUCUCAUCUGUUCCACAUGCUGUUUGAGCUCUUCAAAAACUCAAUGAGAGCCACAGUGGAGCUACAUGAGAACAGUACAGAGGAAUUACCACCAGUAAAGGCUAAGGUCACUCUAGGUAAAGAGGAUCUAUCCAUAAAGAUCAGUGACAGAGGAGGAGGAGUCCCUUUGAGGAAGAUAGACCGUCUGUUUAACUACAUGUACUCCACUGCACCUACACCAAGCCUAGAGCCAGGAGCUGUCCCACUGGCUGGUUUUGGCUAUGGUUUGCCGAUUUCUAGGCUCUAUGCCCGAUACUUCCAGGGGGAUCUGAAACUCUACUCCAUGGAGGGCGUGGGCACCGAUGCAGUCAUCUAUCUGAAGGCCCUGUCCAGUGAGUCCUUCGAGCGCCUGCCUGUCUUCAACAAGUCAGCGUGGCGGCAUUACAAGACUACCCCAGAAGCAGACGACUGGAGCAACCCCAGCAAAGAGCCACGUGAUGCCACUCCAUCUGAUGUGAAAAGAAAGGAGUGUAGAUGAAGAAUUCAGAAAGGAAAGCUUCCUCGUCUCAUUUCAGCCUCACUGUAAAAUUUCAUCACUGCCGUUGUCUUCGUAACCUGCCAGUCCUGCUGAGUGAUGCUCGGUGACACACCUGCUGCAAAGGAAGUGCUGUGUUGUAUACAUGCGACAACAGUCCUCUUGGUUUGAAAGACCUCAGUUAACUCUUAAGGUGUGGUUUCCCUGCAAAUCAGUCUUAGUCACAUUUGACAAAACUCACACCUUUGUCAAAGUUCCAGUUGUGUGAUUUAGAGGCCAGAGGAUCUUUAAUCUUCAGUAGCUGUCAACCUUUACUGUUAAAGACCGUCUCUGUACCUGUGGUAUUUUAGAAAAGAUUUGUCUACAUAACUAUUAAUAAUGUGUUUGCUGUAUUUAUUUGCAGCCAGUGUGGAGUGAUAGCUCUGUUUUCCAUCCCACUGUACCUCCACCUUAAACAGGUGUGUUUGUAUGCAUGAACUCCUCACUGUGGAGGUGGUCACGUAAAUAUAUGCAAUUAAUGCAACAUCAACAUGUACCAAAAAAAAAAAAGUGAUAGAGCAGUCGAAUAAUGUGUCCAGCUCACACUUUCAACCCUGACAAUAAAGAAGAAUUGCUGUUGUGUGUGAUUUA